UACAGCCAGCAGGCUGCCCAAUACAGGUUUGCAUACAUGCAGCACUUCUUCUUCUAGAUAUCCACAAUUAAUACCCAUACCUGUCCUUUAUAAUUAUGCAGUCCCUCGAACUCUCUACCGAAGUAGAAGACCGACAUCGUUAUAAUAGUUAUACAAGCUAGCUGCUUUAACAUGUUGUCCUCCAUAGAGGCGGCGGAGUCCUAUGUUAUUGGGGACUACAUCGGCGUGGAGAGCUGCCUUGAUCUCAAAGAUCAUGACAACAAAGAGGUGGUAAGCGGCGCAUUAAUGGAGAUCAGUACCAUUGGGCGGGGGGAUGAGUUGGAGCAUAAUAUUGAUGAGUCUCGUGAUGAUUAUGAUGACGAGGGUAAUUACUACAGCAAGUACUGUUGUGGGGAGCGAGAACAGAGGCUGGUGGCAUGGAAGAAGAAAGAGUUUCCACCGCCGAUACCGUUGCUGGCACGCACGGGGAAUCUGCCUUCUCAUAUGCCGUGGGUGCUGAAGAGGCAAUACACCAGCGAUGGAAGGUUGGUUCUCACAGAGGAGAAGGUGAGGCACCACGAGUACUUCCGCGCCCACAGGGCUAAUGGGCGUCUCACGUUGCAGCUUGUGCCUCUCGACAAUUACGACGCUUGGCUUUCUCGAUCUUCCUCUGCUGAUGACGAGCACGACGAUUAGGGCGCCAAUGAAGAGCCAUUGAUGAUGAGCGAUUUUAGAUCAAGAUCAUCAGGAAAAGGAUCAACACGUCCAUGAUAACGAGGAUGAAGAUAUAGUUGAUGGUGAUCAUGAUCACCUCGUGAGUGGGACGGUGACGAUCAGGUACUUGAGAAGGAAAUCUUCGAAAAGGAUUGGAGACCAUCAUUGGUUGAAGAUUCAGCGUCGAUGAAUGGGAGUUCUGGAAUACUGGGUGUUAAUGGGGGCCAGGAAAGUGCUUAAACUACAACAAUAUGAGUACUUCUGGAUCAUCUUCCUGCAUUUUUGGGGUGCCGGUGAUCAGUGCAAUCAGUACAGUUCGUAGCUAGUAGCAUCAAUCUAAAUUUCUAUUUUUUUUUUUUAAUUUUAGUGAUCAAAUGCUAUUUAAUUUUUCCUUGGAAAUCUUGUUAUGUUUAGUCGAUACAUUUUCAUGAGAUGUAUAUAUAAUUUAAUCAUUUACGAUAACGACAAAUUUAAAUUGUUCU
Messenger RNA from Juglans microcarpa x Juglans regia, 1175 nucleotides. RefSeq lists its product as uncharacterized. Lineage: Eukaryota; Viridiplantae; Streptophyta; Magnoliopsida; Fagales; Juglandaceae. The transcript has a single exon. The record is from RefSeq and is a predicted model, not a curated record. The coding region runs from base 172 to 675 and encodes 167 amino acids.